CGGGGGAGGAGGCUGCCGUGGGGGCCGGCUUGGAGUGGGAUUCGACCCACGGCGCUGACCGAGUGCUGGACCGCCGGCCGUCGGGUUCCCGGGACUGCGCCCACCGCUGCUCCGGGUCACCCCGGCCGAGGGGCUGGCCGCGGGAGACCUCAGGGAAGGCUCGGGCUGCCGGGCCGGGCGCCAUGUCCAUGGAGGACCCCUUCUUUGUGGUGAAAGGAGAGGUACAGAAAGCAGUCAACACUGCCCAAGGAUUGUUUCAGAGAUGGACGGAGCUCCUUCAGGGCCCCUCUGCAGCAACAAGGGAAGAAAUCGACUGGACCACCAACGAGCUGAGGAACAACCUCCGCAGCAUAGAGUGGGAUCUGGAGGACCUCGAUGAGACUAUCAGUAUAGUUGAAGCAAAUCCUAGGAAAUUCAACCUCGAUGCAACGGAAUUGAGCAUAAGAAAAGCCUUCAUCACAAGUACUCGGCAGAUCGUCAGGGACAUGAAGGAUCAGAUGUCAUCUUCAUCCGUGCAGGCAUUGACUGAAAGGAAAAACAGACAGGCGCUACUUGGAGACAGCAGCAGCCAGAACUGGAGCACAGGAGUGACGGAUCGAUACGGGCGCCUUGAUCGAGAGCUGCAGCUAGCCAACUCCCAUUUCAUUGAGGAGCAGCAGGCGCAGCAGCAGUUGAUUGUGGAGCAGCAGGAUGAGCAGUUGGAGCUGGUCUCCGGCAGCAUCGGGGUGCUGAAGAACAUGUCCCAGCGCAUUGGAGGGGAGCUGGAGGAACAGGCAGUCAUGCUGGACGACUUCUCUCAUGAGUUGGAGAACACUCAGUCUCGACUGGACAAUGUGAUGAAGAAACUUGCAAAGGUGUCGCACAUGACCAGUGAUCGGCGCCAGUGGUGUGCCAUAGCCAUCCUCUUCGCAGUCCUGUUGGUCGUGCUGGUCCUCUUCCUGGUGCUGUGAUGUCAUCGGCCCUCCUCAGGCCCUCCUGCACUGGACCUAGGGGAGAGGAGAAGCAAGCACUCCGCCACUUACAUUCCUCUCCCAGAGACUGGCCUCUGCCCUGCUUCCUCUGUGACUCCACCACUGAGACAGCCCUCUCUCCCAGCACUGGAAGGGCAAGGCUGGAAGAGGAAAGAGGUGACCACACUCCCGGCUGGAUAGCAGAAGCCCCAGCUGCCCAUUCUUUCUGAGGACAACUAGCCACUGCUUUGCCUUACUGGACCUCGCUCCUCGAGGAAGACUCAGAAUCAUCAAAAGAAGUAACAGCCCCAUUUAUUGCUUAUUUUUCUGGUCUCUGGCAGCCCCUUCCCUCUGCUCAGACCCUUGCCCUGCUUAGAUGGGUGCCGCCGUCCCUUCAAAAGAAACCUGGCAAGAAUGGGGCAUUUGGGGAUGACGUUUCCCACAGCUGUUGGAUUAGCCCCUGAGAGCUGGCUGUUGGUGAGGACAGAGGCUCAGAAACCGUUCAUGACAGAACUGCAGUGUUUCACUUUGCUGGGUGAGGGCUGAGGUUAAAUUGCUUUUCCAGGUGUGUUUGUGGCAGGGCUGAGCACAGGAAAUAGUGAAGUCCCUGGGGGUUUGGAGGUGCUGAGGACAAAUGGCUUUAAUGGACAGGAGCAGCUGAGAGCAGCAGCCCCUGUGUUGGUCCAGCUUUAUGAAGGGCUGGCAGUAGCUCCAGAGGCCGGCCAGACCCGCCGCCGGUCCCAGAGAUGCAGCUGCACGUUAGAGCACCCCUGCGCACAGCCUUGAACAGCAUAGCGGCACUGGGUGGGUGAGACUCGCCUUCUGCCCAGGUGCCUUUAUUCUGAUAGCAAGGCACUCAGAGUGAGGGGGAGGGGUCAGGCAUUUAUUACAUUUAUGCAGAAACUGUCCUGACACUGAAAGGCUGGUUGUGGGUCAGAUGCCCCUUACUCUGUAAUAGCUUGGGUGGGUGAGGGAACCUGAUACUUUGUUCUCUGAGUGACACUUUGACUCCAUUGUGACAGACCGUUUAUUGGGUUGAAGUUGUGAGAGCUGCUGACACUAAACUUCAGGCUUCGGGCGACUGUUUUGAUGCUCCAAUGUGCACAUAUAUGGAGGAUUUUCAUACCGUCCCUGAUGCAUUAACCUGGUAUUAAAGUCGCUGUCAGACCCUGAGCCUACCCUUCACAAGGAGGCUGCCCCUCAGUCAUCUUCUGUGCUGGAAAGAGCGGCAUCUGGACAGUUUGACCUUUGACCUCCCUUGCUUUGCCUUUCUGUGCAUUCCUUAGCACGCCAACUUUAAAAAAAAAAUCCUGGGUCGUUCAUAUUCCUUGGGAUUUUUGAUUUUUGGAUCCCUUUUUUGUUUUGUUAUUCCCAAUGAUGUGCUUGCCCAGCUAACUUUUAAAUUGCACUUUUAAAUAAAUAUUUGUAACAGUUUUUAAAAGAAGGAUAUUUUAUCUGGUUUAGGAUCAUGAUAGGUAAGGAAAUCUACCUGUUGGUGGAAGCUAAAGAAGAUUUGUAAAACCAAAAGGAUUGUCCGCACCACGUUUACAUCCAGCUCUGGUGCUGGAUACAGAGAUGUUAUUUCUUGUCAGAUUGGGGAAAUGUGAAUAUUACAAAGGGCUCCAAUGUAGGGUUCUGUGUUAUUUAUGUUUCAUGGAAUCUUAAGGUUUGAAUAGUCUUCUGUGAACUUAGACCAUGGAUAGUCCUUAGAUUUGCAUUAAAAUAUAGAAGCCUUUUGUUAAAAGUCAAUGUGGGCCUUGUCUGAGUGCUGUAACCCACACUCCACAUUACAAAGCCGUGAGCAGUCAGAGUAUUAAAAUUUCCCUGUUUAAAGCCAUGUUCUUCUGCUACUAGAAGAAUGUCCUUCAGACCCAUUCAGAAAUGCCUGCUGCUUUAGUAGGAUUCUCCCAUCAGUUCAGGGAUGAGGUUUUGUUACUCUGGGCUUAGUUUUAUUGGAUCUGUUUUGAAUUGGUAUGUGGACCUCAUUGAUUUAUCUGCUGCACAGUGUUGUAGACUUGAAGCUGAGUGAGGAGUAUGCAGAGAGAAAGCCAACUUCAUACGCAGGGGUUCCUUCUUGGCCACAUACUCCCACAGCAGCUGGCCUAGUCCAAGACCAUCCUGUUGUCACUUCAGAGCCAGGGCUCCUUUAAAAUUGUGGCAAAGAGAAAAAGGACAUAGCUUUCUUCUUUAGUGCUCCGGAGAGCUGAAGGGGUUCUUCCACCGUGCAUCCUAGAACAGGGAAGGGGUGGGCAGCAGGGUACCCCACACUGCCCAGGAGUGUCUUCUGCAGAUGCCCCUCAUCCCAGCCUUCUGCACUUGGUCUCACAUCCAUCAUGGUUAAGGAACUGGCAGAAGACGCUGGGUAGCAGAGAGAUCUCAGCGUGUUUACUGGAAGAGCACUUCACUUAGCUGAUUGGAGUGAGGUGGAGGAUGGUCCAUGGAGAGCAUCUGCCAGAGUCUGCCCACACACUUGGGGUCUUGUCUUUGUUUGGGCUGGGAAGUCACAGUGCUGGGCAUGCCCUGGGCUGCGAGCACAGGGAACUGUCACGUAUGCCUGAGCACGCAGGCUGUAUUUUCCUUCAGUUCCGAAUUCACACUAGAGCUGAAGCAGGAAGUUUGGUAACUUGCCCAUUAUUCCCUGCUUUUAGCCAGAGUUAAACAGACUGGUGGGUCUGGUAGCCAACAACUUGGCAACUCCCCUGCCUUCUCACCUCGUGCGAGUAAGGGCUGGGAAGAGAAACCCAGUCCGACUCCAGCGGGCGUCUGUCUCUGUCGAGGGUUUUACCUUCUGUAAGGAAAGGUGCUGCAGCCAAGGUUUUUCUUCUGGUAAUUUCUCUGCCCACAGAGUGAGACCAGAGGGGCAUUCUUAGCGCCUGCAGACCCAAAGCUCACGGGAGGAAUGAGUUCACCUCUGUGGACUUGGUGCAGGUUGGCUUUGCCUUGUGUGCAAAGUGAAUUUGUGAACAAAGCAGAAAUGGAGGAUCUGGAAAGCAGGUUAUAAAAUGGGGUGCAGCACCUGCCAUUUCCUCCCCCUCUCUCUCACUGCACAGCCUCCCCUCCCAGAUUUGCAGGAACGAUGGAUUUUUGUUUAUUUUUAAAAGUGCACUUUGUCCAUUAAAAGUAGAGAGAAGGCAGCAUCAGAAUUCCCAAGUGUGCCCGGCGGUGAUGGAGCAUGCUUAGUCCCAGCACUCGAGAGAUAGAGGCAGGCUGAUGUCUGUGAGUUCGAGGCCAGCCUGGUCUACAGAGCAAGUUCCAGGACAGACUCCAAAGCUAUGCAGAAACCCUAUCUCUAAAAACAAACAAGUAAAUAAAAGUAAAAAAGAAUUCCCAAGUGUAUUAGCUCUCCAUCACUGCCCACCCCUGAAGGGAAGACUCCCCAACAAGAGAACUUACCAGGCCACUGGAGACCCAGCCAGAGGAUCUUCCCUGAAAACCAUCUCACUCUUGAGAGUGCCGCAGGUGGCCUGGUGAACUGGGAAAGGCACCUCCUGCCAAGCCAGGUGACCUGCCUGUGCUCCCCAGAACCCACCUGGCGGAAGACGAGACCUCACUCCCACAGGUUGUCCUCUGACCUCUGCAUUCAUGCUGUAUCGUGGGUGUGUGCAUGCACACAUGCACAAAUAUAUAGAUGUACAUUUUUUUAAAGGAAAAAAAAGGACGACAUUGGCCUGUUGUAUAUAAGCAUGGAUGCCACUGCCACCCGUUUCUUAUUAAAGCUCACUGGGCUGCUUUGCUGUCUGGUUUUGAAUCCAGAAAAGCAUGAGUUUGGAGUGAAACAGCUCCUGGGACCUGGGCAGCAGGGCUGUGACAGGACGGGGAUGAAGCCGCGAAAGAGCCACCUUUGCCGUCAUUGUCGUCACUGCCACUGAGACGAGGGGCAAGGGCCAUCGGAAAAGUAGCACUGUGGGCUACUCUUAGUGCAAGUCACGCACUCGACGCUGGCCGUGGUAGCGGGACUCAGGCUUCGCUAACUCCUCACCCUGCUGUGUUUUGCCUUGGGACAAACACGGAAGCUCUGGGAACUGCAUGGUGCCCUUUCGUUCAGGUGGCUGCUGACUGGCUGCAUUUGAAGGUUUGCCAUAUGCUACAGCCUCUGUCAUGUCAGCUGUCAGGGCAGGGUGAGAAAGGAGGAAAAGAGCUUGUGCGUGUGUGCGUGUGUGUGUGCGCGCGCGCGCGCGCGCGCGCAUGUAGCUCCCGAGUCCCUGCUGUCAGCUAACAUGUUGGUGCUAUUUUUCUUCUGACCUUAAUCCAGAAAUGCUCUCUCCUAGCUGUGCGUUCUAGCUGCUCAGGCAGCGCCUGCCCCACUGCUGGGCUUUCGCGCGAACAUUUCAUGGACCUGGUUGGCUAACUGCAGCCAGAGCUUUAUGAGAAAGUGCAUUUUACAGUUUGUUUUCUAUGGUUAUGAAUUAUCUACGGAAAGGCCACUUAGUCCUGAGGGGCUGUUAGAAAUAGACCACCCAGCUUCAUUGUUUGCUGACCAGAUAUCCGGGCCCUGCCCCCCUGCCUUGACGGAAGCCAAUCCCUGCUCCAUCUGAGCUUCCAUGAGCCCUGGGUGGGACCAAGAUCAGGCUUUUCAUUCCAGCUCAGUGGAACGCAGUUCAGCUGGAAUCGAUCUGCGAACAGCAAGUGUGACCCUGAAGCCGAGGUCUGUCCCGGGAGAAGCAGGUGUCUUUAUUCUGGGGAGAGCAGAGUGUCUGUACCCUGGCUGUCUGGGGUGAGGGCCGCCAGCCACCCACUGAUGAGCCUUUGGAGUUGCUUUUUUUAAAUUUUUUGUUCUGCUUUUUUCCGUUUUUGCUGUUGGCAUGGCUCGAGAUUGAACCCGGGACCUCACAGAUGCAGCACACUGAGUACCACUGAGUCACACCCUAGCUUUGGCAAGUGUUUUCAGCUCCCUCUGACCUUUUUCUAAUUGAACCAUGCUAGCACGUAUGAGGGCCAUCUAGGAAAAGGACAAAGGAACCGCGCUGUAGAUGAGGUAGAUUUGAGUUUUAUAAGUGGAAGUAGCUUCCCCGGCUCAUUUUAAUCAGAGAUUGGUAUAAUUCAGAACUAGAAUUUGUAAGUGACAAAAAUCGUAGGGAAUAAACCCUUAUGUAUUUUUCCAAGGAUAAAUAGCUUUACUGAAUUUUACUUUGAAAUAGGAUGUAUGGGGUCAGGAUCAGAACUUUACCUGGUGGCUUCUAGGUCGUUCUUCCCCACUGCAUGGUAAGAGUGAGCCAGAUCCCUGGGACUAGAGUUUUGUCACCUCUGCCCCAGGGAGAUUUAUAUGGUGGCUUUCCCCGGCUAAGAAGCUUGUUAGAGUCAGGCAGUGGUGGCACAUGUCUUUAAUCCCAGCACUUGGGAGGCAGAAGCAGGUGAAUCUCUGUGAGUUAGAGGCCAGCCUGGUCUACAGAGCAAGUUCCAGGACAGGCAGGACUACACAGAGAAACCCUGUCUCGAAAAAUAAAAAACUUAGGAGAGUUGCGUUUUCUGUGGAAUCAUUAAGUCUGGAGAUGAGGCCAGCACCCCGAUCCCAGGUUCCAGCGCACGGCACUGAGGGCCAUUGCCACUGCACCGGAGACCUCCAUCUGCAGGGAACAUUCCCAGUCAUCCCUGCUUUGAUAAUCCUCUGGGAAUCCUAAAAUUUGACGACACUACACACUUGGGAACUGCUAACACAUACCUGUGUAAAGUUACCAGCCGUCCGCAGCAGUGGUGUUCUUAGUUCUUGAGGUCUGUUGCUCACGUUUCUUACUCCUGCUCUUGAGUUGUGUUGCGGCCAUGUAAAAGGAUUCUGUAUUAAAGCGAGAUGAAGACACCAGA
Molecule: messenger RNA, 6749 nt
Organism: Alexandromys fortis (reed vole)
Lineage: Eukaryota; Metazoa; Chordata; Mammalia; Rodentia; Cricetidae
Gene: Stx6
Product: syntaxin 6
Exons: 8
Coding region: 183-950 (255 amino acids)
Biological process (GO): retrograde transport, endosome to Golgi; Golgi vesicle transport; intracellular protein transport
Cellular component (GO): SNARE complex; endomembrane system; synaptic vesicle membrane
Molecular function (GO): SNARE binding; SNAP receptor activity
Source: RefSeq, a predicted model, not a curated record